Messenger RNA from Xiphias gladius (swordfish), 793 nucleotides. It is a transcript of the gene tac4, whose product is annotated as tachykinin precursor 4. Bases 127 to 471 code for a protein of 114 amino acids. The record is from RefSeq and is a predicted model, not a curated record. The transcript is spliced from 5 exons. Lineage: Eukaryota; Metazoa; Chordata; Actinopteri; Istiophoriformes; Xiphiidae.
GAGACCUUCACUCAGGAGCAAGUGCAGAAGAAAGCCCACUUGGCUUCGGUUUGAGGUCAUUUGGCUCCUGUAUGCGUCCGGAUCCGGGAAGUUUUUCUUGACCAUCCGCGACCUGACGAGCUGACGAUGGAGGCUCUGAAGUUUGGGGCUGUGCUGUUGGUGGUCGUGUUCGUGCAGGUGUUCGGCGCGCUGGGGACCCCGCUCUCCAGCGAGGAGGAGGACGGGGAGAUCUGGACUGUGCAGAACUGGCAGGGCUACCCACUAGAGCCAGGAAUAACCAUCAGGCUGGCAGACCUCAUCAAGCGGUCCAAAGCUCAGCAGUUCCACGGCCUGAUGGGGAGAAGCUCAGGUGCUUUUCAACCUGUGAGACUGGGGAGGAAGAGAAAUAGAGGGGAGAUGUUUGUUGGACUCAUGGGCAGAAGGAGUUUAGGUGGAGAUAUUGAAGAGGAGUGGAAAUCUGACUCUUAUUAAAGAUGAAAAUGGAAACCAAAAAAUCACCCUAACCAUAACUGCGGCUGUGGUUCCACCAUAAUGUCCAAGGCUGUCCUACACUGUUGACCAACGGGACCUAGAUGCUCACACACUCUGACCAGGACAGAUGUUCUAAUCACCUCCACCCGCAAUUAACUCAAGUUGAAUAAAGCUGAGAUCAUCGCCCACCCAUCACUGCUGAGCUGUAAUCUAUGUUGUUAUCGAUAAUAUUUAGUCAUAUUUAAAACUAUGUACAUGUAAACCUUGUCUUUUAAGGGCCUUUGCCUAUUUCACGCUGAGUCAAUUAAAGCUGAUUACAUUA